CCAGGACUAGUACCAGUGAUACUUGAGAAUAACUGAGAGCCUAGCAGAUGUUUGUUAGAAACUUGUCAAGCCCCAUGAGAUCAUGGAUGGUCCGAUAUUUAAAAGGCAGCAGCAGGCGGGAACUUGAUCUCGCCAUAUAUCACAUCCCAGUCAUCCAUCGACACAUCAUCCAAUCUCAUUCACUUGCAACAGAGAAAACCAGACAAAAUGAACGUUCAUCUUCAAUAACUUUACAGCUUUUGAUAUAAAAGAAAAUGCCCCGGUCGCAGGUCUUUCGUGCGGGUCGAAAGCCCCUACAAGACCGACGAGUGCCACUGGGAUCACCCCACAUCUCUGGUCCUCUGGCCUUUGCCAAUCCAACACGGGCGCAUUUUCCAUUAUCCACGCAUCCACAGCUUGACCAAGAAACCAUCCCAAAACCACGCAUCCAAAGACUCUGGCGCUCUCGCGAUAAUCGUAAAGGACGACAUGCACUCACCAUCCACCAGCGACCGCCAGGAGUCGCAGGCAAGAAUUACCCCCGGAACACAAUCAACCCGAUAGCUAUCAUCAAAGGGAUUCUUCGCAUGUUCACGACGUUCCCCUACUGGGACAUUUCCUUCUGGGUGGCUUUUGUUUUUACUGUCGGAUCGGUGAUCUGGGUCAUCAACGCCUUUUUCGUCUGGCUACCGCUGGAGGUCCCGUCCACCGAGUUUCCGAAUGAAGUCCUCACCGGUGGAGGCGUCACAGCCUUUAUCGGUGCGACUGUCUUCGAAAUUGGUAGUAUUCUGCUAGUUCUAGAAGCAGUCAACGAGAACCAGACAGGCUGCUUCGGCUGGGCUGUUGAGACGGCCUCCAAGGCAGCAGAAGAUGAAGUCGAACAGGUUGUCGUGCGAAUCAAGUCUGACAUGGACUCGUGUCUACAUCAUCAUGCAAACCGCCGCUCGUUCCUGACUCCCUCAGAGGCCAGACAGGACUCGAACAGAUACACAUCGACUGGUCGAAAGCGACCGUUUGAAUGGCUUCCCACACUGAACGAACUCCGCACCCAUUAUCUCCACGAGAUCGGAUUCUGGGCUUCGUUCGUGCAACUCAUCGGAGCUACCAUCUUCUGGAUAGCAGGCUUUACCGGCCUUCCUGGCAUAAUCAACCACAUGAGCCAAGCAGUCACCAACGGCGUCUUCUGGGUCCCGCAGAUCGUUGGCGGUUCGUGCUUUAUCCUCAGCGGGCUGGUUUUCGCGAUAGAGACGCAGCCGAAAUGGUAUAUUCCCGCGAUCCGCAUCCUUGGCUGGCAUAUCGGAUUCUGGAAUUUUAUCGGCGGGAUUGGAUUCACUCUCUGUGGAGCGCUGGGGCCAGCGACGGCCAACUCGGGGGUCGAGUAUCAGAGCACGUUGGCGACGUUCUGGGGGUCCUGGGCAUUCCUGUUGGGGUCUGUGAUACAGUGGUAUGAGAGUCUGGAUAAACAUCCUGUGGAGGAGAAGCAGUAAUGCAUUUUCUAGUUCAUGUCUAAUAGUUCUGCAUAUAUCAAUAUACCUAGUAUAACGUUCCACU
Messenger RNA from Aspergillus novofumigatus IBT 16806, 1530 nucleotides. RefSeq lists its product as uncharacterized. The record is from RefSeq and is a predicted model, not a curated record. Bases 255 to 1466 code for a protein of 403 amino acids. The transcript has a single exon. Lineage: Eukaryota; Fungi; Ascomycota; Eurotiomycetes; Eurotiales; Aspergillaceae.